This is a messenger RNA of Sclerotinia trifoliorum, 2917 nucleotides long. The record is from the annotation of a GenBank genome assembly. NCBI's taxonomy places the organism in Eukaryota, Fungi, Ascomycota, Leotiomycetes, Helotiales, Sclerotiniaceae.
AAUAUAAGAUGGACAAGUCGUCCCACCAUGAAUUAUCUCAACAUCAUUCUCUCAAUUCACUCUCCGUCGAGCACUUGCAUCUUCCUUCAAAGGCCAAAGCCUUUCGUCUUCCAUUUCUUGGGUUGUUUUAUUUUUUGUUUGUCUGCGACAAUUGAAAAUAUUUUCAAUACUUUUUACAUUCCUUGAGAUACUUUCAGUGAAAGACCGAAUACCAUUCCUUUAUCGACACAUUAAAAACUAUCGAAUUCUUUGACCUAGAACAAUCAAUUCUUUGAAUAGGGUACGUGAAACAAUUUUCGCUUCCCUGUUAUCAUUACGGAUCUUCUUGUAAUUUCGAAAGUCCUUUGUGAUUUUAUCUCAUUUUGUCUUUGUUUUCCUACACGUUUAUACUGCCGUUGUUCUAUGAGACAAUAGAAUUCGGUUAUUACACAUUUUAUUGUGAAUAUUCUCUCUCUGUUGAAGUGUCAUAGGAGAAGGUGAAUAAUCCAAAUAAUCUAUUCUAUUACUGUUCCUUUAUAUUCAUAACAAUAAACAAUCAUUUCUUUAUUGUUAUGAUUCUAUUUCGAUUGUGUUAUUUCGAGAACAUUCAGCCUCCUCGAGAGAUAUAAACUCGACAUUCCGACUGACCUCGACUUUUUUUUUCAUUCCAGAUAUCAACCACAUCCAUUUACUACAAAUUCAUAACGAUCUUUCGAAAUCAUCAACGAUCUUUCAACUACACAAAUAGUAAACACUAUACUAUACAACAUACACAAAGAUUUUUCCGUCAGGCACGAUAAAAGUCUACAAACACUCAGUCAUCAUGUUUUCCAAAGCAACCAUCGUAGCAAUUGCUCUCGCAACCGUCAGCAGUGCCCACAUGAUCAUGACCAGUCCAGUACCAUACGGAGUCGACACCCUCAACAGUUCUCCCUUGGCUGCAGAUGGAUCCGACUUUCCAUGUAAACAACGAUCUGGAGUCUACGAAGUCACCACUCAAAACAGCAUGGAUCUCGGUGGUUCAUACGAUCUCGCAUUCAAAGGUAGUGCCGUGCACGGAGGAGGAUCUUGUCAAGUUUCCAUCACCUACGAUGAGAACCCAACUAAAGACAGUACAUUCAAAGUCAUUCACUCCAUCAUCGGUGGCUGCCCCAUGCGCAACAUCGCUGGAAACAAUGGUGAUAACGCCAACGCCAUCGAUCCAGAUACAUACAAUUUCACGAUUCCCACCACUCUCCCAGCAGGUAAAGCAACACUCGCCUGGACUUGGUUCAACAAGAUCGGCAAUCGAGAAAUGUACAUGAACUGCGCACCCGUAACUUUAAGCGGCGGUUCUAGCAAACGUCACGAGCUCAUCGAACGCGAUCAAGCAGCCUACAAAGCUCUCCCCAACAUGUUCGUCGCGAACAUUGGAGACGGUUGUGGAACCGCUGAUUCUUUGGAUGUCGUUUUCCCUAACCCAGGUGAUUCGGUCGAAUUUGAUGGUGGUGCUACUUCAACAGCUACUGCUGCCCCUACUGGUAAUUGCGCUGCCGCUACAGGUAGUGCUACUUCUCCAAAGACUACUGGAGGGGCUGCCGCUGGAGGAUUUACUACUCCUGUUUCGGUUGGUACUGCUCCGACUGUUCCAGCUGGUACCGCUCCUGAAUCAACUCCUACUUCUCUUCCAGGAGGUGUAUUUGUCACCACUAGCUUGAUCGAUAGCGCUGCUCCCUCAGCAACUUCAGCAACGUCCGCGACUUCAGCAGCUGAAGUCGUUCCCGCCGUCGCUACUACAGCCGUCAGCAUCCCCACACUUGCAACCUCUGCUCCCGCAGCAACAGGUACCGGAAGCUCUUCUUCUUCUUCUUCGUCCUCAUCUACCUCCUCUUCAGGAGCCCUCACAGGCGCUUGCACCGCAAACGGAAUGUUCAACUGUAUCUCCGGUACAUCAUUCCAACAAUGUGCCAGUGGUAUGUGGAGCGUAGCUCAAGAAAUGGCCACCGGAACUACAUGUGGCGUCGGCCAGACCAUGGAUUUGACGAUUGCGAAGAGAAAUGGAAUGGGAUUGAUGCGACAUGUUGUCCGAAGAGGAUUAGGUGGGGAGAUGUUUGUCUAAUUCAAAUUCACUACCUACUUUUGAUGUUUUUCUCAUUUACUCUCAGACUGAUUGUUUGGGAGUUUGAGAUUACACGCUCGGGAGUGGGAGAUGGCUAGAGAUUUGAGAUCGCUGGACUUUCUUGAAUCAUGCGUGUCGAGUCACUUGACUCAUGAGACAUUUUUGGGGAGUCGUCAGUGGAGGUUCUUUUCUUCCUUUCUUUCUAGAAAUUUUCUCUUACUUGCUUUUCUUACUUUGCUUUUUUCCUUGCAAUUUAGCAUGAUAGCAUUUCCACACACACAUACAAGCAUAGCACAGCACAGCGCAGCACAGCGCGCAUUGCAUUCCCACAUUCAUCCGCUACCCUUCUAUUUCCAACAUCACUCACUGCAAUCAUCAUUUCAAUCAUCAAUCAAACACCUUUUUUAAAUUUGUACAUAGCUUUUUCUAUUUUCUUUCCUCUCUACCUCCCUCCCGUGUUGUUCUCUACUUUCCUCUUCCUCGUUUCUCUUUUCUCUUUUCUUGUGAUCCUUACUAUACUACUCUACACACACAACACACACACUACAAACACAACGACAAUAAUGAAUUUACGAUAUGGAUUGAUGGGUGGAUGGAUGGGUGGAUGGAUGGAUGGAUGGAGACGAAAUUUGUAUUUUUCUUUGUGCUUUUCUUUGGUUUGGUCUACUUUUGGGUUUGGGUUUGGGUUUAGGUUUUGUGCAUGACAUGGUUGGUGUUGAGGGUUUUGAUAGUAUGCAGAUGGAGUAUGGAUGGUAUGAGCAUCAUGAAAAAUGAAGAGAGAGAGAUAUGUAGAUACCUAGAUACCUAAAUAAAUGAAAUAAAUAAAAUAGAUAUGAAUGG